Anguilla rostrata (American eel) is the source of this 6077-nucleotide messenger RNA. Its product is annotated as toll-like receptor 1. Gene Ontology annotation, cellular component: plasma membrane. Gene Ontology annotation, biological process: immune response; toll-like receptor signaling pathway; inflammatory response. Lineage: Eukaryota; Metazoa; Chordata; Actinopteri; Anguilliformes; Anguillidae. The record is from RefSeq and is a predicted model, not a curated record. The transcript is spliced from 4 exons. Gene Ontology annotation, molecular function: protein binding; transmembrane signaling receptor activity. Bases 2693 to 5194 code for a protein of 833 amino acids.
UCUGAGGAAGAAGAUAAUAGAACUCUAUGAAAAUCCAAUGAAGUAUUGGACUUGAAUUGGUUCAGCUGAUUUUGGGUGAUCACCUUGAAAAAGCUCAUUGUCUAAACUUUACAUGAACUGUCCCCUUAGAAACUGAUCCUGGAUUAGAAUCCACAUUGAGUCCAAAGUGGCUGGAGGUUGGUACAGGGCUGAAAGAAACGGUGAACAAAAACAUUACGUAGCCAAUAAGCAGAAAAAGGCGGGGUGUCAGAGAAGGUUUAUAAGCAGUCUGCACAGUAGCAGUGAAAGUCAUUCGCUUUUUUAUUUUUUCAAAGGCCUUUCAAUGGAUAGCAAAUUAUCUGUGACGGGCUGCUGCUAUGUGAUCCUGCUGGUCUCUGCGCAAAUUCUGCGUGGUGCUGGGUUUGCCGUCGGGGCGAGGGGAACAGGGGUGGUCCAGACGCCGGGGCCGGGGGAUUUCGGCGUUCGGUUUGACUCGCACUCGCGAGGGGGGCGGCGAGCGGAGCCAGGCCGUCCCGGGCCGGUGGAAGACCCGCAGGACGAGGGCGGUUACUUUAGCAGCGUUCUCGAUCGAGUCGGGCCCGAGGCGCCCCGAGGAAGACCCGGCCCCCGAGGAAGACCCGGCCCCCGAGGCACCGGACGCAGGCGCCGGCCGCAGAACAGGGGCAAAGCUCACCGAUAUGGCAAAUUCAACUCCGACACGCACGGUUGCCAUGGCAUCCAGACACGGAGCUGCGCAGCCCCUGCAGACUGCGCAGGCUGCCUGGGGCUCUACACCUGUGACCUCACAAUCAGCACAUGCAAACUGAAGGGAAUCUCCCGGACAACAGAUGUGUUUUCUCAGAGCCUUCGGGACAUCUGAUCCAAGGCAGCAAUCGAUGACCUUUGAAUUUGCUGAGGAGGAUGCAUGCAUUUUUCAUUUGUAGGUUGUCUAUAAUGUUAGUUAUAGAACAACGUGCAUUGCUUUAAAGCUUCUGUAUGUAAUUUUGCUUCUUUUUUUCUGUAGGCUGUACAAGACUAUUCAUCUAAAAAAAUCUAAAAUAUGUUCAUGUUUUUUUUUUCAUGGUUUGAUCGUGUCUGUAGAGUGUAUUUAUCUGUGGCCUUUGAGACAUUUUUCAUUUAUAUAAUUAAUUACUUUUAAAAUAUCUUUUUCUUGCCAUACCAUAAUAUUUGCUCCAGGCUAAUUGCAGGACUUGGAAAACAUAUGAAAUUGAAUGUUUAUAAAGUCUGUGCAGAACAGGUUGUACUGUGGAAGAGUCAAAACACAGAAUCCAAUAUGUUAGUUUUUAAAUGAACUUCCACAAAGCUAUUAUGUGCAUUAAUUAUGUCAAAUGUAGAAAUUACACUGGUAAUGUGUCACACAUUGAGGUUUUAUAUUUUGUAAUAAAUUAGACCGUAAGAUCAUGCCUGCAAAUGAAAGAAACACAGCAAAGAACACAGUAAUUGUGUGGGAAAAUAUUAUGUCCUAUAUUCUCAUUAAAUUAAUUAGAUUGGUGCAUUAAUAUAUUAAUAUAAAACAAUAAUUAUAUGUUAUUAUACAUGAAUAUUAAAUUAUUGAAAGUCCUGCCAUGGAAGUCACAGUCCAGGGAAUGCACAGAGGAUUUUUCACUGUUACUCCGCUGUUUUUGCUUUCACUGUAAAGGUUUGUACACACAGCCGUGAGAGAGAAAAGGAAAUGAAAACAUUGAAACAUUUUCAUACUUUCACUUGUAUGGAACUUCACUGAGCCCUGGAAACUCAGACAAUGAGCAGAGGGAGUAUGGUGGUCUCAAAAUAUACAAUUUUUGGUUAGAGAAAAAGUUUUUUGUGUGGAGUUUCCAAAUGAAGCCGAACACACUGCCUGUGGAGAUUCUCUGUAUAUUUAUUCUUUUUAAAACUGACCUGCAGCGUAAUCUCCGCAAACACAAACAUAAAUCACCACAGAACAUAAAUAAAGUUAUAUAAUAAAUAGAUAUAAUAAAGUUUUAUAAUACAGUUCAGUUACUUCUUAUUUUGUCACGGCCACUGAAAUGAAAUAAAAAAUGGAAGCCAGACCUGAUCUUGAAAGCCAUAAUUUCAAUAACUCUUCCUUGUCACUUGUUUUUAUCUGAAAUAUAUUGUUCCUCUUCCUUUUUGAGCUGCGCAUUUUUUGACCGUGUUGUGAAACCCAUUUUAUUGUUAUGUUGUACAGUGUGACUGUACUUCAGCAGAUGGCUGGCUUGUAUCCUGUAACUAUUUGCAGACUUAAUUUAUGUUGCUAACAUUGCUGAAGUGUUUUUGGGAGUAGUUUUACAUCAUUAAGGUGAAACUGUCCAAUCAUGUUUUCAGCUGACAAAUACAGUGAUUGGGAUCAUGUAUUAAAUGUCCAGCAAAUUAAAUUGACAUAUAAGUUGAUAUUCAGUAAUUUCAUGGCAUGAAGCACAAUUAAAUUAAAUCUACAUGUGAAUUUUACAUUUCAAAGUCUAAAGUUACCGCAACAACACAGCUAUUUCGGAAAGCACUUAGUGUGAAACACUGUGGUUCUUUUGCAAGAUCUGUUGAUCAUGCUGACGGGAUUUCCACAAUACAGACACCUCACACACAUAGUAUGGGCAGGGCGAUUGAGGAAGUACUCAACGUGAACAAAACUUUCGGACAGAACGCAAAUUAAAAUUCACCGCUGUGUUUCUCUGAGUUGGCAUCAUCUCAUCUCCAGGAGUAUCUAUUCCAUUUCAAGAUGUUUGCCAUUUCUUUGGAAACUGCCACCAAGUGUCUUCUGGUUUUGAUGGCCAGUACCAUGGUUGUGAAAAGCGAGGACACAGGAGUUGAAGAAUGCGUUACUUACAGACAGCAUAAAAGGGACCUGUCUUACUGCAAUCUCACCAAGGUGCCCUCCGAUCUACUGAAUGACACCACGUACCUGGAUCUCUCCCACAAUAACAUCUCAGGACUCCACAGAGGCGACCUUGCUGGGCUUCCCCACCUCUGCUUCCUGAAAAUCACCCACAAUGGACUGCGAUACAUUUCCCCAUCGGCCUUCACAGACAACAUCAAGGUCCUGAACAUCUCUCACAACUCCCUAAUGACCAUCCCAGUCUUGCCAUUGCCACAGCUUAGGAUUCUAGACAUAUCCGGCAACCUUUAUGACAGCUAUGCUCUUGGAAAAUCCUUUGAGAAUUUGUGGCAUCUUAGUUACCUUUCACUUGGGAGUCCAAAUUCCCUAGUGGUAAAAGCCAAUGAUUUUGCACCUUUAAGAAACCAUUCAUUAAAAUGGCUGACCUUAGGUGGGGGCAACAAAUUGCAAGACUAUGAAUCCGGUUCCUUUGCUCAGCUGAAGUCUCUACAAGUGGUAACACUCAAGCUGUCAUUUUGCCAGCGGUUUGAAAUGUUUAAGACCGUCCUGCUGGACCUGGACCGAAUUAAAACCGAGAAAAUAAAGCUGGUGAAGUUCCUUCCUCACUUUUGCAACGUGUCCAGCGAUCCGUUUGAGGCACUGAGCGAAAUUCCCUCCCUGAGGAACUUGGCAUUUGUGGACACCUGGAUCAACAGUUCCGUCAUGACAAUGCUGCUAAAGAAUGUGCUUCAGUCUCAGAUCCAAAUGGUUGCAUUUGUGAACAUCAGCUAUAACCAGGACACACCCAAUGGCGUCCAGUUCUAUGGUUUCCCAGGGUAUAACGGCACGGCGAGCCUCAAAUCAGUCAUAAUCGAUGGGGUGCUCCACUAUCAGUACAACUAUCCGAAAAUCGCCAUAAACGUUUCCUACUUCCCCUUCAUGAGUUACCUGAGGUUUUCCAACACGGGAAUGAACAUCUUGCCGUGCUACCUAAUGUCCGCUAUCCCAUCGCUGGAGACGCUGGACCUAUCGAACAACCUGCUGACGGAAAACGGGUUUUGGUGGCCCGGCUGUUCGUACACUAAGGUCUUCCCUGCCCUGAGGUGGCUCUCCCUGAGCCACAACAGGUUUCAGUCCUUAGCCUUCAUCUCCCGAAAGACCCACGAGAUGAAGUUCCUGGAGUCACUGGACCUGAGCUUCAAUUCGAUCGUCUUGCGUGGCCAGAGGUGCUUCUGGCCGGCCCACCUGGCUGAGCUCAGCCUGAGCAACAACAACCUGGGCAACGCGGUUUUCCGAUACCUGUCGCCCCACUUCCAAAGGAUCAAUCUGUCGAAGACGGGAAUAACCGCCAUAACCAGAGAGGCUCUCUCGGGCCUCCCAAGCCUGAGGCACCUGUACCUGAGUUUCAACAGCAUCCACACGCUUCCAGAUGACCUCCAGGCUCCGAAUUUGCAAAGGCUUUACGUGAAUGAAAAUGCCAUUACUUCAAUCAGCCAGAGCUCCCUGUGGGGUCUGCCGGGACUGAACGUUCUGAAAGCGGGCGGCAAUCCAUUCAGCUGCAGCUGUGACUCUUACUGGUUCGUGACGGCUUUCAACAAAUCUCAGCUCCCUGAUUGGCCCGCGGGUUACACGUGCAGUAACCCUCCCUCCUUUGCGGGAAUGUCUCUGGAAGAGUAUAAGCCGGGUCUACUGACCUGUCAGCCUUUGCUCCAAGCCGUCACAGUGGUUAGCAUCGUUGUUGUAAUCGCUGCAGUCUCCGGUCUUACCUUCUAUGCCUGUGAUGGGGUCUGGUACACUAAGAUGCUGUGGGUUUGGAUAACAGUGAAACGAAGAGGUUACCAGGAGGCCAUCAGACUUCGGGAAGCCUCCUUUCGCUACCACGCCUUCAUUUCGUACAGCCAAAAGGACGCCCCGUGGGUGGACUCUAAGCUGGUCCCCAGCCUGGAGGGCGCUGGCCUGACCCUCUGCGUCCACGAGCGGGACUUCGUUCCUGGCGAAUGGAUCCUGGACAACAUCAUCAACUGCGUGGAGCAAAGCUACAAGACCUUAUUUGUGCUGUCCCGGAACUUCGUCCAGAGCAACUGGUGCACCUACGAGCUCUUCUUCGCCCAGCACCAGGCCCUCAGCGUCCGUCAGGACUCCCUGGUCUUCGUUCUGCUGGAGCCCAUCCCCGCUGACUCCAUCCCCAGGAAGUUCCUGAAGCUGAGGUCCCUGCUCCGGCAGCAGACCUACCUGGAAUGGCCGCAGGAGGAACGCAAGCGGCAGGUCUUCUGGGCCAGCCUGAGGACCAUGCUGCGUACUGCCGACAAGAGCAUGGUCCUCAAGGAAGAAGCGGGAGACAUCGCUGAAACUUGCCCUCUGUUGGCGCACAUGGCCCCGACAGGAUACUCCUUGCACCCUAAGUGACACCAUACAUUUUUUAAUUUUACUUGGUGCUAUUGAUGGGAGACUGAUGCUUUAUAAGCUGCACUAUAGGAAGGAGCUGCAGUGCAUUGACUUGUGGGUCGGUCAAGUUUGGCAACAGAAGGUGGGGGAUGGGGUACUAGAAUUUAAAUAUGUGCCAGAAUAAUAAAUAAAUGUUAUUUGGAAUAUUAUCACAUUUUUUGCAGUUGUCCUCCAAAGAGGAAGUGGUGAGGUGAAAAACAUAAAAGAAGAAAAGAAAAAGAAGGCUUUUCAAACAGGCCACAUGAAUGUUUCUGCAUUGUGUACAAACAAACACUGUUGUAAAGCCACUUUUUGUGUCCUGUUUUUAUAUCUUUCAUCUCUUACUUACUGGAUUAUAUAAUAGAUUAGAAGUUGUGUACUGCCACUUUACAUAUUGACAAAUGAACUCAUUUCAUUAUUUUUGAAUACUUUCAGGAUGUGUCUCCACCUACUGUUACGUGCCUGUAAGUUGCCUUAUGUAUAGUACUUUCAUGUUUUUUUUUUUCAUUUUUAAAUUAACCUUUCAUUUUUGUUUAUGGCAUUAAUUUGCAUUAUACAGGAAGAGCCCAUUUGUUCUAAACAUUAUUGGGUAGAUAUAAAUUGAAUAGUACCAACUCCUUGCGACUGCUAUGCAUUAUAAGCGCUAAUACCAUCUCUUCCAAUGCUACAGUAAAAAUAUGUACUUUCUUAUUUGCAUUUCCACGUCUGUCAAAAAUAAGCGUUAACAGCACUAAAAAAUGUUUCACCAAAAAAAAUAAAAUAAUAAUAGUCAACGUGUUCAUACACAUACCCGUGUAAGAACUGAUUUAUUCAAUGGUGUAUUUAAUUAAUUUUGACUACAAUACAUUACACGUUAGUAAAUGUG